AUGGCAGCCAAACACACCUUCGCGCGUCAUCCGCGCUACACUGCGAUACUCGUCGUCAUACUGCUCGCUUUCGUCUUCGUCCUCACCCAGGGCCCACCAGCACCGAGUCCUGAGGGCUACUUCCGCCGCCAGGGACCCAAGUCGCUCCGGUGGCACGUCGUGGACGAGGAGGAACGCUACCAGCAGGUGCUGCGCGAUCGCCAGGCGAUGGUGCGCAAGUGGGGGCCGGAGCCCUCAAUGGUCGAGGCGUUCCCGCCGCGCGAUGACUUCUACACGCUCUGGGACUUCUUCAUCCCUGCCUACCAGUGUCCGCACCGCGUCGAGCGCAUCGGCGCACUGGGCGACGGCGGCAAGUGGGUUUGCGGAUUCGAGCGCGUCGCGCGGCAGCCGCACUGCGUGAUCUACUCCUUCGGUGUGAACAACGAGUCGUCCUUCGAGGCCGCGCUGCUGCGUGCCGCACCCGGCUGCGAGGUGUGGGGCUAUGACUUCAGUGUCCCAGCGUUCGGCCCGGAGAUUACCGCGGACCCUGCGCUCAACGCUCGCGCGCAUUUCUUCCCGUACGCACUCGGCGACCGCGACAGCUACGGCGCCGGCGCGAACCCGCCGACGUACACGCUCGCGACACUCAUGGCGCUCAACGGGCACCGCUUCAUUGACCUUCUGAAGAUUGACAUCGAGGGCGCCGAGUUUGCAUCGCUCGCUGCGUUCCUCGGCGAGUUUGCGCCGCCGACGCAUGGCGCGCAGACGCACCCACAUGCGCCGCCCCCGCCGCCGCUCCCGAUCGGGCAAAUGCAGAUCGAGAUCCACGCGCGCGGCGGUACGGGGUACGACACCUUUGCGCCGUUCCAGCAGUGGUGGGAAUCGCUUGAGCACGCCGGCCUGCGCCCGUUCUACGCAGAGCCUAAUCUCGUGUACGUCAACUUGAUCCGUGGCGCGCGUCCGGACCUAGCAGAGUACUCUUUCAUGAACAUCUACGGCGACCACGCUCUCGUUUCCGAUCGUUAUCUCGCCCCUUAAACACCUGUGUGCCUCCGCCGACCACAUACUAUCUACGCAAAAAGUCUCGGCGUCGUAUCCACACCCUAAUCCGCGGACUCUCCGAGCAUAUUUAGCUGCAUUACGGACUAGGCAUCCCAUAGGAGACGAUUAGACAUCGUCCUGACCCCUCCACAUAUCCAGCCUCCAUGCUCUCUUGAAUCCCAGACAAUUUCGAGUACUACUACUCUCAUUCAUCGGAUAUUCUCUCCUGUAUAACGUAAUGCGUAAAUUGAGCUUGCUCU
Molecule: messenger RNA, 1280 nt
Organism: Postia placenta MAD-698-R-SB12
Lineage: Eukaryota; Fungi; Basidiomycota; Agaricomycetes; Polyporales; Adustoporiaceae
Exons: 5
Coding region: 1-1017 (338 amino acids)
Source: RefSeq, a predicted model, not a curated record